AUGUGCACACGUAUCCGCGUAUACGUUCGACUAAAACAGAGAGAGACGAGCGCUAAAAUUAUGCGAACGUUUUCUGAUCCGUCACAUCUCUAUUCCGUAGGAGUAUCUCCAACGCGUGAAGCAUUAGUGGUCGAGCAGAACGCUAUCUGCCAUAUUUCAAACUAUACACUUGAUAGUGAAAAGCGCAUUGCGCUGAGCUAUACUGCCUUUUCUAUCGAGAAAAUAAAGCAGAUGCGCAAUCUCUCCGAAGUAAAACCACCGGCCCACGCGUUUUUAGUGAAAGUUUUGUAUUACUUGGCCAGAUUCUGGUCACAGCCCUGGAGACCACUAUUUGCUCCACUAAAUCUUGGGCCAGUGACGGGAUAA
Plasmopara halstedii is the source of this 366-nucleotide messenger RNA. RefSeq lists its product as uncharacterized. Lineage: Eukaryota; Oomycota; Peronosporomycetes; Peronosporales; Peronosporaceae. The transcript has 3 exons. The record is from RefSeq and is a predicted model, not a curated record. The coding region runs from base 1 to 366 and encodes 121 amino acids.